AUGUCAUCAACUCAACAACAACAACAUCAAUUAUUUAGUGCAGUUGAACAAAAUGAUGUUACAAAAGUUAAGAAAUUAUCAAGUAAAAAAAAGAUUAGUAAAAGUAAUUUAACAUCAUUUGAUCAAUAUGGACAAUCAGCAUUAACUAUAGCAUUAAAGAAUAAUAAUGAAGAGAUGGUGGAACUCUUGUUGAGUUUAUGUGUAACAUUAAAGGCAGAUAUAAAUACCUUUGACAAGAAUGGAUUUUCAGCAUUACAUCAAGCAGUGAGUAGUGAUGAUAGGAUAUUGAUGAGGGUAUUACAAUAUGAAAACAUUAAUGUAGAUGUACAAAACGAUGAUUUAAACACACCAAUUCACUACUUUUGCCAGAAAUUUAGAUCACCAAAUUGUCAAGAACCAUUUCAACUAUUCAUUCAAAAGGGUGUCAAUGUGAAUGCUCAAAAUAAGAAUGGUGAAACACCGUUACACAAGGCAAUCUUUAACAAUUCAGUACGUCUUAUGAUGGUUGGUCUCUUAUUGAAAAAUGGUGCCAACGUUAAUUUGGCAACUCAAUUUCAAGAAUCACCACUUCACUAUGCCGUACGUUUAGGUCGUGAGGAUUUAGUGUCUGUACUUUUGAAGGCUGGUGCUGAUGUUGAUUGUGUUGGUACAAAAGAGAGAAAAACUCCUUAUCAAUUGGCCGUUGAAGAGGGUAACAAGGAUAUGACUGCUCGUAUCAAAAAGUAUAAAGAUCUCUUUGAUUGGUUACAAAAACAUGGUUUCGAACAAUACAAAGAUGCUUUUUUAAAGGAAGAAAUGUUUUUAGAUGAAUUGGGUGAAAUGAGUGAAGAUAUUUUAAAUAAAAUGGGUAUUACUUCUACUGGUACAAGAUUAAGAAUUUUAAAAGAAACUUCAAAUUUAGCAAAUGAACAAACAAAAAAACCAAAAACACCAGAACUUAUAAUAGAAGAAGAUCCAACACCACCAGAUACACCAGAUAUUAGUGGACUUAGACAUUCAUUACAUACACUAAGACAUGUUGGUGAAGUAAAUAUUAUUAAUGAUAAUGAGUUGGAGUAUACUGAGAAAUUGGGUGCUGGUAGUUCUGGUAAAGUUUAUAAAGGUUUAUAUAGAGGUAAAGAAGUUGCAAUUAAAGUAUUAAAAUCAAUGACUGAAUCAAAAGAAAUUGAAGAAUUUAAAAAAGAAUUCCAAAUUAUGAGUGCCAUAAGAUCGAAACAUGUUGUACAUUUUUAUGGUGCAGUAUUGGAACCAAAAUUAUGUAUGGUAAUGGAAAAUUGUUCAAGAGGUAGUUUAUAUCAUGUUAUGGAUAAUAAUUCAUUGGAUAUUGGAUGGGAAAGAACAUUUAGAUUUGCAAUUGAAACAGUUAGAGGUAUUGAAUGUUUACAUAAAUGGGAUCCACCAAUCGUUCAUAGAGAUUUAAAGAGUUUAAAUUUAUUGGUAAAUGAUAAAUGGGAAAUAAAGGUUUGUGAUUUUGGUUUAAGUCGUUUCAAUACAGGAUCAAAUUUAGAAACAUUGGUAAAAAUGAGAGGUACCUUUGCUUAUUGUGCUCCAGAAGUUUAUUAUGGUGAACAAUUCUCUGGUAAAUCUGAUGUUUACUCAAUCGCUGUUAUCCUAUGGGAAUUGGUCACAAGAUGUAUAAAUGGUAGAUAUGAAAGACCUUUUUCAGAAUAUAAGAAUUUACAACAUGAUUUCCAAAUUAUUAUUCAAACAGCAAAGAAAAACCUUAGACCAACAAUACCAAAUGCAUGUCCAGAGUCAUUGGUUUCAUUGAUUCAAGAUUGCUGGGAUCCAAAUCUCGAAAAUAGACCAACUUGUACCGAUAUUUUAAGUAGAUUGGUUACCAUUGAAAAUGAAUAUAGAAGCAACAUUCAAACUUGGAAUAAUUUAAUUGUUCCACUUCCAAAGAAUCAAGAAUAA
This is a messenger RNA of Dictyostelium discoideum AX4, 1917 nucleotides long. It is a transcript of the gene spkA-1, whose product is annotated as ankyrin repeat-containing protein. Gene Ontology annotation, molecular function: protein kinase activity; ATP binding; protein serine kinase activity. Gene Ontology annotation, cellular component: cytoskeleton. NCBI's taxonomy places the organism in Eukaryota, Evosea, Eumycetozoa, Dictyosteliales, Dictyosteliaceae. The transcript is spliced from 4 exons. The record is from RefSeq and is a predicted model, not a curated record. Bases 1 to 1917 code for a protein of 638 amino acids.